UGUGUGUGUGUGUGUAUUCUAGAACUUAAACUCAGCUGGGGAGAGUUGAGGAGUCAGUUGAACACAGAUCACUCACACACCCACACCCACACACGCAAACCCACACACACUCUGUCCUGACACAGAGUUCAGAGGCAGCGCCAGCUAGACACACUCCAGGAUACUCGAGAGGCGCAAGGGAAGUUUAGAGGAGUAGUGUUGUGGUCUUGUGGACUUGUGACAUUGAAGAGGACGACUCUAUUCAGAGAAAUAUACAGAGGAAAUCCCAGCAGAACUUUGGAACUGGAUACUAGAACCCUCGGUAGAACUGUGGACCCGCAGAGAAGAACAGAACCGAACCUGUUUGUGGAGUAGAACUGUGGACAAGAGGAGAACAUACCAGUGGAACGCACGAGAGGAGGGAAGAGCUAGAACUGAAUCUAGGACUAGAACUCUGGAGUGGCCCAGAGUUCUAAACGGAACUGCACUGACGAGACAAGACUAGCGUGUGUGUGUUUUUGUUUUGCUGUGUGGUGUGUGUGCGCGCCGUAUAUUGCUCCAGCCCAAAAACUCAGACAAUCCUUCCUGAGACACCUCAAUGCUUGGGACCAUCACACUCACAGUGGGCCAGCCAGAUGGCGUUCCCCAGACGGAGGAGGCAAUGACGGGGCCUCUCAUCUCCGCGGAGACUAACGAAGGCGAUGGGGCGGGGCAUCUGAACGGAGGUCCAGAGCAUCCAGACGAGGGCGGGUCCGCAGAGGCUGACAUCACCAUGGAGACGGAGAAGGAGGCGACGGAGGAGAAGAAGGAGGUGGAGCCUGCUGAGGAGGAGGUGGGCUUCAAGAAGAUCUUUCGCUUUGUGGGCUUCAAGUUCACUCUGAAGAAACAGGAGAAGAAGGAGGAGGAGGAGCCUGUCAAACUGCUGACCGUGGAAAAGAAAGAGGACGAGAAGGUGACAGAGGAGGCCACGGAGGCAGUGACAGAGGAAGAGGCCAAGGAGGAGGUGACAGAGGAAGAGGUGGCCAAGGAGGUGGUGACUGAGGAGGCCAAAGAGGAGGCGACAGAGGAGGCCAAAGAGGAGGUGACUGAGGAAGCCAAAGAGGAGAAAGCCAGUGAGGAGCAGACAGCAGCGGCAGCUCCUGAGGAGCCUGCAGGAGACCAGGAGGCGGAGACAACGCCGGUGAAGGAAGAGGAGCCUCCAGUUGUUAGCCCCGCCCCCCAGGAGAGCCAGUCAGCUUUCAAGAGGUUCUUCACCCAGGGCAUCUUCUCCAACCUGAGGAAGAAGAGCAGCAUGAGGAGGAGCAAAGAGGAGGAGGAGAAGAAGGAGGAGGCCAAGCCGGAGGAGGAGACACCCCAGGAGAAAACAGAGGAGGCAACCAAAGAGGAGGUGCCAGAGGGGGAGAAGGAAGUGGAGGCUGAGACUGUAGUGGAGGAGGAGGUGAAAGAAGAGGAGGUGAAAGAGGCAGAGGUGUCAGAGGCGCAGCAGGAGGUGUCGGAGGUGGUGUGUCCAGCGGUGGUAGAGGAGGCGGUGGCUGCCGAGCUAAUCGAGGAAGGGGCAGUAACUGCGGACGACGCUCCUCUACAGGCAGAGGCAGCUGCCACUGAAGCCAUCACCGAGGCAACUGCAGAGGAGCAGGCGGAGGUGGUCGGCACAGAGGUUACCGUGGUGGCAGCGGACCCUGCAGCAGCAGAGGAGGCCAAAGCAGAGCAGGAGCCAGUGGUCACCUCCUCUCUUGAGGCCAGCUCCUCUGUAGAGAUCACCUCCUCUUCAGAGGGAGCAACUCAAGAGAUCACCUCCUCACAGGAGAGGAGGGGGAGCCCCCUGAAGAAGCUUCUGAGUGGUGCGGGACUGAAGAAGCUGUCCUCCAAGAAGACGCGCGCCAAGAAAACGCCAAAGAAGGAGGCGCAGGAAGAGGAGCCCAAGAAGGAGGAGGAGCCUGUUGCCGAGCAACCGUCAGCCCCUGCUGCUGAAGAGGUGGACGUGAGCUCAGAGGGAACCAAAGAGGAGGUCAAAGAGGAGAUCAAAGAGGAGGAGAAGGAGGAGGUCACAGCGGCGGAGGUAACGGAGGAGGCCACAGAGGAGGUGAAGGAGGAGGCUGCUGCUGCUCCCGAGGAGCCCAAGAGGAAGAUGGACACGUCCAUGUCGUGGGAGGCGCUGAUCUGCGUGGGCUCCUCCAAGAGGCGCGGCAGGAGGACCUCGGACUCAGAUGAGGAGGAGGUACCCGAGGAGGUGGUGCCAGCCUCCGCUGAGGAGACCAAGCCGGGUGUGGAAUCCCCUCUGGCCGCCUCGCAGGAGCAGCCAGAGCAGCCGGAGGAAAAACAACAGGAGGAGGCGCAGCAGGAGAAGACACAGCAGGAGGAGCAGCAGGAGGUGCAGGCCAGCGUCUCCUCCCCAGAGGAAGGGGAGCAGCCUGUCUCCACGUGGGAAUCCUUCAAACGUCUCGUCACCUCCCGCAAGAAGCGGCCGAGUGAUGAGAAACUCACCUCCUCUGGGGAGCAGGAGGCAUCAGGGGAGGUGGCCCUGUCAGACAGCGAGCUCCCCAAGGAGGAGUCGUCCUUCUCGCUGCGUAAGCUCCUCCCCCGGCGCAAGAAGAAGGAGGGGGCGAGGGCUGGAGAGGGAGGUGCCACCUCCUCAGACAUGGGAUCGGGAGAGGAGGACUCUGACACCCCAGCAGUGGUGCCACUCUCCGAAUACGACGAGGAGAUCACAGGGGAGACGCAGGAGGUGCAGGACAAGAUUGAGGAGGGCGUGUCCAAGGUCACCGUGGAGGAGUCCAAGGUCGCGGUGACGCCUGCCAAGCCGGAGAAGGUCUUCCCACAGGAGGACCGCUCCCCAUCCUGGAUCUCAGCCGUGGUGGAGGAGGAGGUGGUGGCAGGGGAGCAGGAGACACAGGAGGAGGUGAAGCAGCAACUGAGUGACAUCCCUGAGGAGGUGGUGGACACAGCAGCCGGAACGCCGUGCUCUGCUGAUAACACCAUCGCUGAGGACGACCAGGUCAUCGCAGAGGAGACAGUUGCCGAGGACAACGUGGUGAAGGAGACGCAGGAGGAGGUUGCCACGGUGACAGAGGAGAGUCAGGAAGUGCAAGCUGCGGUCACACAGGAAGCCGUUGACAUCACUGAGGAGCAGGGGAAGCAGGAGGAGGAGGAGGUGAAGCAGACCUCCCAGCUUACCCUGGAAGCCCUCGCACCCGUUACAGAGGGCGUCAUCACAGAGGUGGCGCAGGAGGAGCAGAGUGGAGCAUUAGAAGAGGAGGAGGCCCAGGCCACACAGGAGGAGGAGGUGGAAGAGCACAAGGCUGAGGUGGCAGGGGAGGUGGUGGUGGUGGAGAGCGUCUCCAUGCAGAGCGCAGAAGUGCAGGAGGCCCCAGAGGAGGCGCAGGAGGAGGCGGGACAGCUGCAGGUGGUGGGCCCAGAGGAGGCCACCAAUGAGCAGCGAGCAGAGGAGGUGUCUGAGGUCCUGAAACAGGAAGUGGCGACCGCUCUGGCUGAGCCACUAUUGGCUGAAGCCGAAGGCAGCACGGAAUCUCCCCUCGCUGUCGUUGCAGCCACGGAAACACAAGUCAUCACCACGGAGACCACAUGUGAUGUCACCAGCGCUGCCCCGACGACGGCCGAGCUAGUGGAGGAGGUGGUGACUAGCCAGCAGGAGGAAGAGGAGGUGAAGGAGAUUGAGGAGCAGAGCUCAGUCAUCGUUCAAACCAUCAUCCAGAAUGUCAUGGAGAAUAUCUCCGGUGUCCAGGAGGAGGAGAAGGAGGAGGAGCAGGAGAGUAGAGAGGUAGAAGCAGCUCCAGAACCACAACUGGAGGCAGCAGAGCCUGUACCUGUUCAGGAGGCAAGCGCACAACCAGAGACGGAAUCCACAGAACCAGCACCAGCAGUAUUAGCAGAAGAACCAGAGGCGGGCUCCACAGAACCAGCAGCAGCAGCAGCAGAAGCAGCACCAGCAGAAGCUGCAGAAGCUGCAGAAGCAGCAACUGAGCCAUCAGAGACAGCAGCAGCUCAGCAGGACACUACAGACGAGGCAGUCCCCGAGCAGGCCCCGUCCCCCAGGGCGAUGGUGCAGGCGGCACAGAUGCAGGAGGUGCUGCACCUGUCGCUGCCUCUCCACAUUGCCUCCCUAGCGGAGCAGGAGGAGAGCGCAACGCUCACCGUAGACGGAAUCGAAGACCACGCACUGGGAACGACCAAGGAGGAGAAGACAGAAGAGGAGGGGGAGAAGGUGGAUGAGGAGAGGAAAGAAGAGGAGGAGAAGAAAGGAGAGACGAAGGAAGAAGAGGAGGAGGAUGAAAAAGAGGAGGAGGAGAGGAUUGAAAGGGAGGAGAAGGAAGAGGAGACAAAGGAGGAGGUGAAAGGAGAGACGAAGGAAGAAGAGAAGGAGGAGGAUGUAAAAGAGGAGGAGCCAACAGCAGAACAAAUGCAGGUGGCCACAGAAGCAGCCGUUACUACAGAGACAGAAGCAGCCAUCACCCCUGAGACAGAAGCAGCCGUUACUACGGAGACGGAGGUAGAGGCCAAAGGCAGCCCAGCGGGAGACGAUGAGGCCCCCGCAGUUACUACGGAGACAGAAGCAGCCACCACCACGGAGACAGAAGCAGCCGUUACCACAGAGAAGGAAGAAGCCGUUACUACGGAGAUGGAAACAGAGGCCAAAGGCAGCCCAGCGGGAGACGAGGAGGCCCCCGCAGUAUCUACGGAGACAGAAGCAGCCACCACCACGGAGACAGAAGCAGCCGUUACCACAGAUACGGAAGCAGCCGAUACUACGGAAAUGGAAGCAGAGGCCAAAGGCAGCCCAGCGGGAGACGAUGAGGCCCUCGCAGUUACUACGGAGACAGAAGCAACCACCACCACAGAGACAGAAGCAGUCGUUACCACAGAUACGGAAACAGCCGUUACUACGGAGACAGAAGCAGCCGUUUCCACAGACACGGAAGCAGCCAUUACCACGGAGACAGAAGCAGCCGUUAUUACGGAGACAGAAGCAGAGGCCAAAGGCAGCCCAGCGGUAGACGAUGAGGCCGUCGCAGUUACUACGGAGACAGAAGCAGCCAUCACCACGGAGACGGAAGCAGCCGUCACUAUGGAAACAGAAGCAGCCGUUACCACGGAGACAGAAGUAGCCGUUACCAAGGAGACGGAAGCAGAGGCCAAAGGCAGCCCAGCGGGAGACGAUGAGGCCCCCGCAGUUAUCAUGGAGACAAAGGAAGAGACAGAGACCGCCCCUCAAACAGAAAGCACCAAUGACAUGGCAGUCGUAACAGAGGCCGCCUCCUCCUCCUGCCAGGACACUGAGGACAAACCUGCACCUGAGCCCAGCGCCGCUGUCCCAGAAACCAUGCCCACACCUGAACCCACACAGGCCCCUGAAGCCACACCGACACAGGCCCCUGAAGCCACACCCAAAUACCAAGCUACUCCCUCACAUUAAGCCACACCCACGUCAAAAGCCACACCCACAUCGUCCCCUGAAGCCAAAUCUACACAUGAAUCCACUCACACCUGAAGCCACCUACAUCUGAAGCCACACCUACACAUGAAGCCACAAACACACAGUCCCCUGAAACCACACCCACGCCUGAAGCCAAAUUUACGCCUACACCAGAAGCCAACCACGCCUGAAGCCACCCUCAUAUCUGGAGCUACACCCACGUCUGAAGCCACAUCCACGCCUGAAGCCACAUCCACGCCUACACCUGAAGCCAACCAUGCCUGAAGCCCACAACGCCUGAAGCCACCCUCACACCUUAAGCCACACCCACACCAAAAGCCAACCACAAGCCACACGUUUACCUGAAGCCAUCCACACCUUAAUCCACCCACGCCUGAAUCCACACCUGAAGCCACCUACACCACAAGCCACACCUGAAGCCACAGCUGAAUCCAACCACCCUCACACCUUAAGCCACACCCACACCAAAAGCCAACCACAAGCCACACGUUUACCUGAAGCCAUCCACACCUUAAUCCACCCACGCCUGAAUCCACACCUGAAGCCACCUACACCACAAGCCACACCUGAAGCCACAGCUGAAUCCAACCACACCUGAAGCCACCUACACCUGACGCCACACCCACACAAGCACCUGACAACGCACCUACACCUGAUGCCACACCCACGCAGAUCCAAAAAGCGACAGCUGUCACCGAAGCCACACCAGCAUUUGCAGACAAGGACACGGUCACCCCCGUGGUUGCUGCGGUAAAUGCCACUCAGCUGACGCAGCAGCUGAUGGAGGAGGCGGAGUCUGCUGUUGCCAUGGUGACGGAGCAGCUCAUGGAGGAGGCGGAGUCUGUUGUUGCCAUGGUGAGGGAGCAGCUCAUGGAGGAGGCGUAGCCUGCUGUUGCCAUGCUGACGGAGCAGCUGACAGAGGAUGUUCUGGAGGAGGUGGAGCCUGUUUCCACCGAGAUCGCCACCAUCUCAUGAACAGGUAGCGCUGAUGAGUCCUGAUUCUCUGGAAGCUGAAAAUUCAGGGAGCAAACACACACACACACACACACACACACACACACACACACACACACACACACACACACACGACUUACACAAACACACACAUAUACGCUCCCUCACUUGUACGAUUGACCAACAAGCAAACUCUCCACUUAAACCACACAUGCUAGCCAGGCCGCGCCUUCCUAGUGACCUAUUACUUUCGGCGUUACUACUUGUCAGGUCAAGUACUAGUAGGGAAGCAAUCAACUUUGAGCAGCUCCAACGGCCGUGGGUAGAGGUGAGGCGUGUUCAGGGCAGUGACGUUCUAUUGGGACUAAGAAAAUGUUUGGUUUAAACUUCGGCACAGUCAGUAGCAAACCAAGGGAGGUGGGUCAACUAUGCUGUUUGAAAAACGUUAACUGUUAUACUCUAGGUCAGACCAAGUCUUGAAGAGAUUUGAAAGUCGAUGAUAAUCAGGCUACAUAUAUGCACCCUAGACACACAUGCACGCACGCACACAGACGCGCGUGCGCACACACACACGCACGCACGCACGCACACACACACACACACACACACACACACACACACACACACACACACACACACACACACACACACACACACACACACAAACACAAAUCCCCGCCAACCAGGACUGCAGGAACUGCAGCAGCAUCAGGGCUGACACAUGAGCCCUCUUCUGAUUGGAUGAGACAUGAGCCCUCUUCCGAUUGGAAGAGACAUCAGCCCUAUACCGAUUGGCUCCCAGCCCCGUCACCCAAGAGAUGACAUAUGAACACCACCAGCACCGCCCCAACCCCCCUUUGAUUGGCCUUUUCACUCACCAUGUGUUCUCCUUUGCCGAAUGCUGAUUGGACAACUGAUCUGUAAUGUUGAGAGCCUCGUUCUCACCUGGGGCCGCCAAUACAACUCUGCCUGUUGUAUUUGUGUCUGCAUUUGUGUGUGUGCGAGACGUGCCACUUCAAAGGUGCGUCACUGCGGAGGCGGUAUGCAGACUUUUUCACCAGGGAUAAGCAACUGCAGGAGUUGCAAGGUCUGUCUGCAAUCGCAUUGAUCCCGCGAGAGUUUCACAUCAUGACACACGCCGAGCAAGUCAGAGCAUGACUGAGUUUUGUAAAGUUGGACAAGAUUUCUAACCACCAUGCAACAUCUCCAGUCCAGAAUGCAUUGCUGUCUGUCUGCAUUGCACAAAGUCAAAUGCACCUAUUCCACCCUGUUACGUCAGCCCCUCCCCUUCUCCCAUGCUAUAUUAUCCCACUCCCCCUGACACAGUUCCCCGCCCCCUAUUGUAUUAGACCCUCCUCUCCCACACUAUGGCAGGCCAUCCUUCCUCUGCAUACCCUAUUAUGUCGAGCCUUACACUUCCGGCUUACUGUGGCAAGCCAUCCUCUCCUUACUCCUGUGGCAAGCCAUCCUCUCCUUACACUCCUUACUCCUGUGGCAAGCCACCCUCUCCUUACACUCUUUACUCCUUCCUUAACUACUGUUACUGUACACAGUACUGUUUGUGUGUGUGUGUGUGUGUGUGUGUGUGUGUGUGUGUGUGUGUGCGUGCGUGCGCGUGUGUGGUAUUGUGCUGUUGUAGUGGCUCACUUUGUGUGUGUGUGUGGUAUUGUGCCAACUGUGAAAUGUUCCGUCUGCUUUAUUUUAAUGUUUAAAAGUAUCUGCUUUAUUUUAAUGUCUAAAACUCUCUUCCUUAUUUUAAUGUUUAAAGUAUCCUCUGUCUGUCUGCAUUAUUAUGUUUCUAAAAUGUAGACACACAAAUAAAACACUAAUGUUUCAAAUCUGCU
Messenger RNA from Engraulis encrasicolus (European anchovy), 8229 nucleotides. RefSeq names its product A-kinase anchor protein 12-like. Bases 578 to 5410 code for a protein of 1610 amino acids. Gene Ontology annotation, molecular function: protein kinase A binding; calmodulin binding. The transcript is spliced from 11 exons. The record is from RefSeq and is a predicted model, not a curated record. Gene Ontology annotation, cellular component: cytoplasm. NCBI's taxonomy places the organism in Eukaryota, Metazoa, Chordata, Actinopteri, Clupeiformes, Engraulidae. Gene Ontology annotation, biological process: signal transduction; regulation of protein kinase C signaling.